GGGGAAGAGGAAGAGGAACAAGAAGAAGAAGCAGAAGCGGCGCUGCGGGCCGUGUUCCCCCGCGACCCCGCGCUCUUCUCCGAGCUCUUCCCGGAGCGGCGCCGGUUCCGGCUGUGCGGGCGCGUCCUGCACAUCGCGGAGCACCACGGGCCGCGGCUCGGGCCCGCCGGGGCCGUCUGGGAGGCGGCCCUGUCCCUGUGCCGGUUCCUGGGCGAGCAGAACCUGGAGCUGGCGGGGCGGCGGGUUCUGGAGCUGGGGGCCGGUACCGGCAUCGUGGGAAUCUUCGCUGCCAUGCUGGGGGCGGAGGUGACGCUCACGGACCGGCCGCCGGUGCUGCCGCAGCUCCGGGAGAACGCGCGGCGGAACUUCCCGGGGGGCGCGGGGGCGCCGCGGGUGCGGGCGCUGCGCUGGGGGCGCGACCAGCGCCGCUUCCCCCCCAAAUUCCACCUCAUCCUGGGCUCCGACAUCGUGUACGACCCCCGCGCCUUCGCCCCGCUCCUGGGCACCCUCCGGCACCUCGUGGUGCCCCCGGCCCAGGCGCUGCUCAGCGCCCGCCUGCGGGGCGGCGAUGCCGGAGCCUCCCGCUUCUUCCGCCAGAUGCUGCCCCCGUUUUUUGGGGUGCGGCUGCUGCGGCGGGAGCCCGAGGGGGACAUCGAGAUCUACGCGGUGACCCCCCGGGAGGGAGGGGGAGCCCCCCCGGAUCAGGGCAGGGGGGCGCAGCCCGGCCUGGGGUCUCUGACGGGGGGCUGGGGGGGGACGGAGGAGGAUUAA
Messenger RNA from Pseudopodoces humilis (Tibetan ground-tit), 771 nucleotides. RefSeq names its product EEF1A lysine methyltransferase 3 (gene EEF1AKMT3). Gene Ontology annotation, cellular component: cytosol; protein-containing complex. NCBI's taxonomy places the organism in Eukaryota, Metazoa, Chordata, Aves, Passeriformes, Paridae. The record is from RefSeq and is a predicted model, not a curated record.